Messenger RNA from Vitis riparia (riverbank grape), 1370 nucleotides. RefSeq lists its product as uncharacterized. The transcript is spliced from 2 exons. The record is from RefSeq and is a predicted model, not a curated record. Bases 168 to 1370 code for a protein of 400 amino acids. NCBI's taxonomy places the organism in Eukaryota, Viridiplantae, Streptophyta, Magnoliopsida, Vitales, Vitaceae.
GUGGUUGGUUUACUCAAAGAGAGGGAACUAGAAGGUUGAAGGACUCUGCCUUUGCAUGUAAAAUUUUCAAUCUUUCAAGAAUUCCACAUCUGAGCCAUGCCAUUAGGUUAUUAGCAGGUGAAUAUUAAAUUAAUAGACAACAACUGCCUUACUGCUAAUGCCGCAAGAUGCCUGCAAUUGACCCACCUGGAGAUGAAACUGCUGAGAAUGCUCCCAAUGUGCCUGCAAUCUUCCCAUCUGGUGAUGGAGAUACUGUCUUGAAUAGGUCCAAUGUAGCGUCUCGGCCACAAACUCCAGGGACUGCUCUCCACAUGCUUGCAAUCCACCACUCUCUCAAGUGGAGGAGGGAUUUCAGUGGGCUCCGUCUAGCAUGUCAGCUGCAAACUCCGGCGGUUGCUAAUGCUGUAUCAUUUUCCGCUACAUCUGGUUUUCUCAACAUGCUUGCAUGCAACCGAGCUGAUAACAGAAGAAGGGGUUUGACUUAUGAGCAGCUGCCUUUACCAUCUCCAGCAGUGGUGUCUGCCCCUGAAGUCAAUAUACCAUCCCGGUUAGAAACUCCAACUUAUGCUCCGCCAUUUGCUUGCAACAUACCUGGUGAUGGGCUGGAGGUAUCAUCUAAUCGAUUUCAAGCCCUAGCAUUUUCUGAUCCGCUAGCUCUUUCAGCUGUUGCUGGUGAUAACACUGGGAAUUUCAAUAGGGGCAGUGCAGAAGCUCCAGUGGACUCGGCUGUUGCAGGCGAUUCCAAUGGGGCCAGUUCAGUGUCUGACUUGCAAACUCCAGUUGCUGCUAAUGCUCCUGGUGAUCAAGCCAGGGAUAAUGGGGGCAGUACUGCAGCAUCUAUUCCUAAUGUUGCUCCCAACAUGCCUGGGUCAAACGAUGAGGCAGCUGGUGCAUCAGCAGUCAUGAAUAGGCCACCUGCUCUUGUUGACAUGAUGCCAGGGCUCUCUCGCAGUUUCCCGGCAACUCUACCGCCAUUUUCCUAUUUUACUUGGAGCGACCCUUGGAUUUACUUCGACUACGGGAUGAAUGAACCAUAUAGAAUGUCACAAAACAAUGAAAGAAACAGUAAUAGUGGAGGAGGUGCAGCAUCCCCUUCAGCACCAUUGAAUGUGAACGAGGAAAAUGGGGUACAGGUUGGAGGAGGUGCAGCAGCCCCAUCAGCAACUUUGGAUGUGAACGAGGAAAAUGGGGAACAGUUUGGAGGAGCUGCAGCAGCCCCAUCAGCAACUUUGGAUGUGAACGAGGAAAAUGGGGCACAGGUUGAAGGAGCUGCUGGAGGCUCAUUGGCGAAUAUGGCAGAGUGGCCACCGGUAUCUGAUACAAAACCGCCAUAUAGGAAACAUAACAGGGACAGGAGGAGAUAUCCAUGA